Molecule: messenger RNA, 1332 nt
Organism: Paramecium pentaurelia
Lineage: Eukaryota; Ciliophora; Oligohymenophorea; Peniculida; Parameciidae
Source: the annotation of a GenBank genome assembly
UAAUGCAAAAACAACCUCUAAAAUUGAUAUAAACUCCAUCCACAUAUGUUACUAAAACACCUGAAAAGGCAAUUAACACAUCACCGUUCAGAGGAUGUAGUGUACAAUAGAUUAGUCUAUUUUCUAUUAGUUUAGUGACAAAUAGUAGAUGACCCCUUUGAAAUACAAUAUGGGAUACCCUUAGGUUCAACAAACAAUUAACCAAAAUCUAUAACCUUAAUUUCCAUAUUAUGAGAAUACUUCACCAUUUCGUUAAGAAACAAAGGAAUAAUUGUUAUAAAGGAUUUUGAAUUUGGAGGAUAAUUUACGAGUAAUAAAUAGGAAAUAUGAUUAAUUAAAAGAAGAAUUAGAUAAGGAAAGGAUAAGAAAAUGUGAGACUGAUAGAAGUUAUUCUUAGCUAUAUUAAAAAUGUUAAGAGUAAUAAUUAUUGUAUAAGAGAAUAGUUAUGAGAAGGAUUUUUAGAAGUAAUAAUAAAUGGUUAAGGGAAAUGAAAAUAAGUAUAAAUAGAUAUAGAAAGAACUAAUAGAGUAUAAGGAAAAGUUAAGUGAAAGAGAUAAUGAGAUAAUAGAGUAGAAAACAGUUUAAGAGAAAUUCUAAAGGAUAUUAAAAUAGAAAGAGAAAGAGAUAAAUGAAUUAAAAUAAAAAUUAAAAGAAGAAAAAGAUCUUAGAUUAUGUGAAAGUGAUAGAUUGAUAUAAGAAUUCAGUUAAACUUAUAGUGAGUUAAGUCAGUAGAAUGAUUAAUUAAUUUAGGAAAAUAAUGAAUUAAAGAUAGCAAUUUUAGAAUUUGAUAAUUAAGGUAGAUCAUUAUCUUCUAAAAAAUAAUCAGAAUAGAAUUUUUAAACAAAUACAGAUUUUUUAGAUGAUCCAGAAUUAAGAUAAAUUAUAUAAGAAUAUUUAACAAAUAAUGAUGAAUAUUAUUUACAUUAGAUACCUGAGAAAUAAUUAAGAACAUGUAUUUAAAUUAUUAAGGAUAUAUUUUAAACAAUUCCAUCUAGAUAAUUAAAAGAAAUCAAAUCAUAAUAAUUUUAACAACCUAAAUAAAUCAAUGAAGAAAUUGAAAUAAAUUUAUAAGAAGUAAGAAAAAAGAGAGAAUUUCUUAUUAAAGAAAUCAAAUAAAAGAUGGAAAGGAUUGUUAAAUAAAAAGUAUAUAUUUAUAUAUAAUUAUAUAAGGAAUUUAAUAUAAUGGAAUUUAAUGAUUUAUAAAGAGAAAUUGAAGAACUUAAAAAAGAAUUAAGUUCUAUUGAGAAUCUGAUUUAACAAAUGGAAUAAUCAUUAUUAUUGAAUCCACAUCGAAAUAGUUGUGUUUCAUUUGAUAAUGAAGAAUUCUAAUGA